GGACCCACUCUUGAUAAGUUAACCUAUAGACCACACUCAGGAUCCACAGAGAACCAGAGAAGCAAGGAAGACCAACCUUUGGAAAGCCUUUGGAAAGCCUUUGGAAAGAUGAAUUCUCCACAAACAAACCAACCCAAACCCAAGAUGGACAACACUCACCAUGUCGCUUGUAAUGAGACUCUUCUGCUCGUAGCAGCGAAGUAUUUUCAGAGAAUCUCUCCAGUACAGUGGAGCAUGAUAGGUGCACAGACCUGGGACUCAGACACACAAGCUAAUGUGGCUGACAUGUGCACUGAAAUCGUACAGAGACUCGCGACAAACAUCCUCAAAAGCGUUGCGCCGAUGUUUGAGGACAAGAAGGCAUCUAAGGCUGACAUAACUACAGCUGUGGACAAGUUCACUCGCCUAAAAGACUCCCUUAUUGGUAGCUUUGCUGAGGCUUUUCAUGUCCCACAAGACAAAUGUGAUAGUGCUAUAAGGCUGGCAGAAGUGGUCGAGAGGGAAGUUGCAAAGAAGGUACACUCCGUUGUAUCUGUGGCCAUCAACAGAUCUGUUUGGCCAUCAGAGCCUGCCGUUUUUGUCGGUGGCUGCAUUUCCAACACGUCUCUUCAAGACAUGGUGUCUCAUGCUGCCAAAUGUCUGGAUGUGUGCUCCGAACUGUGUGGGCUGCCAAAGAGCACUAAGUUUGUCUCACAAAUAAUAUCUGAAAUUACCGAACCGAUCCUCACAGAACCAACGAAAUGUGAAUCAUCUCAGAGCAUAAUCUCCGUGAGAGACAUCCUGGUCAAAUGGUCCAAUGACACACCAGAAUCCAGAGAAAAUGCAGAUUCUGCAGCAUCUGAAAUUGUCAGGUCUGUAAUGCAAAGUGGCAAGAGACCUCAUUUUGCCACGAGGUCAAUAUGUAACAUCCUGAGAAAAUUUUUCACCUUACAGUCCGCACCUUCAAAAGACAAAGCCAGCGACAACCAAAAAGUUCGUAAAAAGGGCUUUAUGAACUUCGCCCAAAGACAAUUUGAAAAAUUGAAAGCACAGCUGAAGUGCGCAUCAACGGCUGACUUCCUUGUGAGUCUGACAUCGGACUCAUUGUCCUCUCAGGAUAACCUAGAGAACUCUGAUUUUGAAGUCCUUCUUCCAGGAAGUAUUCCAGAGUCUCCCACACCCAGAUUUGAACCUACACGUUUGACCAGUAAGCCGAAAUUAAUCAGUGUGAUAAAGCAGUCGUCUUCUGGAUUUGAUUUUGAUUCCAUCAAAACUGAUGUCGACAGCUUGUUUGAUCAAUUACACCUGCAAGAGAACCCUGCAACAAACGGCCGCAAAACACCGGAUGUCCUCAUAUCCACUAAUGAGAUGAGGAAGUUCUCAAAGGAACUGAUUGAUAAAUUUUACGACCAUCUGACGGCUGGCCCGACAUAUCAGAUUCCCAUGGUUCAAACGGGAACAAGUCUCUCUAACUCUGUCAUCUCUGAGUACAGGAGGGAGGCGGAUGCCACUGAGCCCCACCUCUCUCCUGAAGUUCGAUAUGUCAUGAUAGAGGACGCAGUGAGAAAGUUCUUGCAGCAGGUAGUAUACUGGUUGCAGAAGGAGCCAUCAAAAACAAUUGACAGCGACAAAGUAUCUGGUGCACUAACUGACCUCCAAAAGUUAUUCAUACCACCGACCCCACCCCGAGACAUCCAAAAUCUAACCACAACACAGCUGACCCCACUCCCAGAUGUCCGAAAGCUAACCAUGACACAGUCGUCCCCACUCCGAGACACCCGAAAGCUAACCUCGACACAGCUGACCCCGACCCCAGACAAAAAGGACAUUAUCAAGCAGGAGUCCCCUGAAGUCACUGACAAUCGGACUGCAACACCUUGUCAGUCACGUUCAGCAGCAGCAGCGAUGAACAACAUCUUCACCACUGCUCUGCUCUUGAGGAUCUUAAAGAAAGUCCCUCAGGAAAACGGAAGGGUCAAGGGGCAGGGAAAUUUCAAAGACGUCAUCAAACGUCUGUUGGAAGAGGCGCAAGAUGAAAUCAACAUCCCUGAAGGUGCUGUCAGAAAAACCACAAAAAAACUGGCAAAGCUCAUCAAGGCCGUGAGCAAAGAUCUUGAAAAGGAGUUUGGUUCUCCAGAGAAGCUACUGGAGGCUGCAGCAGCAUCAGGCGGUACAUUGUUUGAGGAUACUCUUGUGAUGAGUCUGAAAUUCCAUCUCGCUAAUCAACCUCCAAAGAGGUUCACAGUUGCCAAGUUUUUUUCAGGGGUGGAAAAAUGUUUGGAAAAAUGUUUUAGUUGGCCCUUCAAGUGCUGCCUGGCUCAAUGUUAUGAUGACUAAAUGUCAUAUUUUAUGGGGUUAAUCCGGGUGAUCCGGUUUCUUCCCACAUUUCUAAUCAUAACAUAAAAGCAAGGGCACAGUAUUCAGUGUUGAAUACUGUGCCCUCGCAGCGAUGGUCAGGGUUGGACUCCGGGUGCUCCGGUUUCUCCCCCAUUUCCAAUCAUAACAUAAAACAACAAAAAAUAUUAAAUAAAUAAAACUUUAAAAUAAAUUUU
Molecule: messenger RNA, 2531 nt
Organism: Sebastes umbrosus (honeycomb rockfish)
Lineage: Eukaryota; Metazoa; Chordata; Actinopteri; Perciformes; Sebastidae
Exons: 2
Coding region: 109-2316 (735 amino acids)
Source: RefSeq, a predicted model, not a curated record